AUGAUGGCAGCGACCCCUCCAUUUUUACCGGCUGUCCCAGCGGCGGCCUGCUCUUCAUUGCUCGCCCCACCGAGACCGCGCAGGCAAAGCAUUAUGGAGAAGGUCGGGGGGGGCCAUCAAGUUUAUUCGCAAAGUAAUCUUCCCGUGCAAGUGCAACAGCAUCAGUUACCGGGGUAUCCAAUUAUAACGUCCACUGGAAACUUCGUAGCCACUUCUUGUUCCUCGCGGCCAACCAGUCAACGGUCUAUCUUGCAACGUAGCCAACUUUCCAGUCACAGCAACCUGGAGGCGGUCCUCGAGGGUGGAGCAGAUGAUCCUUUUGCGGCUCCGAGAAUAGAUUCUGCUGCAUCUUCUGUUCCCAUUAAUAUUUCUGCGGAAAAUAAAACGAGUGUCGGCCUAGUACAUGAAGACCGACCAAGCUCCACGGUGACCAACGCGGCGGCUGGUGCAACCACUCGCCAGAGUGCUGUUCAUAUUAAACCUCCAGCUGUUUCAACACAGCUCCGCGGGACGACAACGACCUCCUCGACUGCAUCUACAACUCUUGCUGGAGGAUCAACACAGCAUGAAAUCAAUAGGGACGCCGAGACGUCCCGCAGCGAGGCCCUGCAACAGCGCACCCUGUUGCUCCUGCAGCGCCGGCAGAGCAGCAUGGGCAUGCAGAUCCUGCAGAACGCCUCCUCCAAUCAAGGUGCUGCAUCAGCUGCGGCCAGUAAUCUCGCGCCAUCAGGCUCAGGCGUGAUCAACCACGUAGCAGGCCAGACUGCCCCGAAGAUGAACAACACGCUAUUCCAUCAGCGGCGGGCGAGCACGGCAGCUGCACUCGUUGUCCCGAGAGCCGCGAUCUUAAACGCUGCGAACGCCGGCUGUAUGGGCACGACACCAAACGUUAAUCGUCGCGCGAGUUCCACUGGGCUAAUACAACAACACAUGAUCAUGGCACCUAGUACAACAACUUCUCGCGGAGCACCAGGCGCCCCCACCAGCAUAGUUAAACCAGUACUAUCCCAAUCACGACCAGAUGUUGUGGGUGAAGGGGCGAUUCUUUUUCAAGGCCGACGUGCCAGCAGUACUUCUGGGUACAUCUUCAGCGGUGGUCGACGUCCUGCAGCCGGGCCAGGUUGUUCUGGUGCGACUUCAAGUUCUUGCGGCGAGGCCCGCGAGGAACUACGUGAUGUUGAUAACAAGAACUACGCUCUUGCCCCAAAAAGCGGCACAACAAUCGCCGCCGAAGAUGAAGAUGAAGACAAAAUGACAUCACGCAGCAAAAAUCAUGUUAGCGAGCGAGGACGGAAACCUACCUCGACAUUAGUUUCGAGUCAGCGGCAUUCUCUAGCCGCGACCGGCAGGAGCUCCUGUCGGGGCACGAGCAGGCGAGGCUCCCUUACGCCGGUGAUUGUAAACGGCGACGCAAGUAGUUCUUGUAAUUCCCCCGUGCUCGUCGGGGGGACGGGCACGGCAGCAGGCGGUCCGGUUUUAUUAACGGAAGCUGCUGCACUUGAGCAAGAAGAUGCUCCAAAGCUGUAUGAUAAUUACCCCGCUCAUGUUAUCCUGAGUAAAAACGUACCCACACCAGAGUCAAAAUGAGGAUUUUGCAACACAAACCUAGGAGUUUUAGGAGUCACGCAUGACAGGUUGCGCUAUGCAGUGUAGUGCAGGUUAGCAAGUGCAGCCGCGUCACAGAUUCAUCUGCUCAUCCUGUGUACAGCAUCACAAAUGUCAAAACACGACUGGAAAUGCCUCUCAUGCAGAUGCGCAUUACAAAUGUUCCUGUCAUUGCAAAUCUGCAUGACAACUCUGGUGUGGGUACGUUUUUACUUAGGAUACAUGUUGAUACUCACGCGUCUGCAACAGCGUCGCCGGUGGGUUUGCACCCGGAGCUGCUUGCGCAGAUGCAAAAUCAGCCGAAGUAUCAAAUGUAAAACAAAGUGUCUGGGUCUGGAAGAGCGCACGUUUGUCAUGCUUGUCUGGCAUGACUCUGAAAUCUGUCAUGCACGUUAAGUACCCAAGAGCGCUAUUUUUCUGUCAUGCAGAAACGCAGUUUGUCGUGCAGAAUAGGCAACACCUAGAAGCUCAGAAACCUGUCAUGCUGAGCCAGCACUUGUGGCCUCCUCAUGAUACGCCACCCAGCAUCACAAGUUUCCAGAGCCAGACACUUUUACACUUUAUACGAAGGACCGGGUGUCGAAACUCUCGGAACUGGUGGGAGCUGCGGCCGCAAAAAACUCGGCCGUCAAGGACCCGAGGACCAGCACGAAGGAAGGAGGUACAACUGUGCGGCGUGCUGUCGAGGAGGAGGACCUGACGAGUCGCGGCGACGAGACUGGCAAUGACACCACGUCGGACGAAGAGCUCCUGCAUCAUGGGUGUGAAGCAGUGGUGGAGCAGGAACAAAUGGUGGCGCAGGUGGGCGGGAGAAAUUAUCAAAGCCAAAUAAUUGAUCUGGACCAGAAAAUGAAGAGUUAUGGAAAGAACCAAUCGGAGCUGCUCUCCUGCGAAGUUGUAGACAAUGCACUGCAGCAGCAGCGGCAGGAGCAGUCACGGUUGCAACUAGAAGUAGAGCAGCACAAUUUUCAUCGCGUUGAUCGGUCACAUCAAGAAUUUGAUUUCUCGUCGCAAAACGAAUUUGACGUGGUGGAAAGCGCGGCCCUCGAGGGGGCAGAUGACAACUCAUAUGCAUUGCAGGAGCAUCUUCGUACUUACCGAUAAAGAUAAUUUCCCGAGAAACUACAGUAAAUUUGAAUUUACGGUCUCGUAUUUUUAAGAUUUAAAAGAAAGCUUGUAGUGCUGGCGGAGCUAAAACAGACUGAAAAAAGUAAAGGAGAUUCUUGCAAUCGGUACGAGUGCGAUGCUUGUUUUGAAGAUGACACCCGAACGGAGGAGGCAAUAGCGGUGACGUAUGAGGUAUAUGUGGAAAUCCAGGAAAAAAUCAUCUUGGUGGUGUCCAAAUUUCGCACGUUCGAAACCGAUUACAACAUCUUCCAGUGUGGACUGAUGACCUUCGUGGUUGGGUUUCUGGUCAACUUCGUUUUUUUCGAGAUGAGCAUCUUAUUCUACACAAAAAUACAACUACUACACCCAUUCAUUACAAUAGUACGAGGGAAAAAAUGAAAUUUACUGUGUUGCGGGUAGUUCUUUAUGGUGUCGUAAGUUUUCGCAGCUCAGCAUUGCAAACAUUUUCGGCACCCGCACCUCUCUAUACUGUAAUCUCUCUGGAACGCAUUAUAAGCUGUGCAUGUCCUCUGGUGGAAGAUGAAACUGAAGGAAAAUUUGCCCUGCUCUUCUCGUGGUCUUUCAUCUUGCAUUUUUACAAGGUUAUAAUUUCCAGUAGGGCCAAUUAAUUUAGCAAGAUAAUUUUCUCUCUGCUAUGGCUAUGGGCGUAGUUGUAGUUCUUCUCUGUGGGAUACAUGUUGGGUCCAGCAGAGGACGAGGACGCGGAGGGUAGUCGUGACAGCGCUGCGUGUGAGCAGGUUGUGCCGUUGUACGGGAUUCUAUCCAUCGCAAAAGUACGAUAAUCGCAGUAGUACAACGUAGCAAUUUUUACGCAGCAUUUUUAUAGAACAUCAAACCAGAAGUGCAAGAACAAUAAAUUCUUUUGAUUGCAGAAGGAAAAGUGCGAUAGUACUUUUGCUGCAUCGGGGAUAAAUUCUUUUGCUGUUCAACUUGGUCCUGUUUCUCGACAUUUUGUGGCUGAAGGAGAUGGCCGGCAUCUACUAUCACAGGGAAAAGUGUUAACGUCGACGGAAUUUGUGCUGCAGAAAUGCAUCACAAAAGGUGCCCAGAUUUGUCAUGCUUGGCAUGGGUAUUAGGCAAAAAUUGUGAUGCGUAUCUGCAUUCGGUGAAAACGUUAACACUUUUUUGUUUGAUAUCUACGAGUCGUUUCUCAUAGAGCGGGUGCAGACCACCUGCCUGGACUCCAUUGCCAUAUGGAAGCGUCAGGAUUGAAAUCGUCACAGUUGAAAUAAUUUCUCAUGCAUGGACUGCAAGACAUGAAGCGCCUCUCUUGCAGGGAUGGCAAGUGAGGCAGAUUGUGAGCCUAUUUAGGUUUUGGAAUAGAGCUGCUAAAAGAGCAUGACAAAAGCAGCCUUCUGUGCCAAGACAGCAUGACAAAUUGGAUUCCGCUGCUCCGAAAAUUUGUCAUGCGCCGCUUGGAAAUUGGGCUUCCAACUGGUAUCCAUUUUAUGCAUGACAAAUCAUUUCAACUUUGUCGAUUUCAAACCUGACGCUUCCAUAUGCCAAGCUGUCCGUGUACCUGUUCAACGACGCGCAGGCCCUGAACCUGAACCUCGCGACCCAGCAGCACUCGAUGUGCAUCCGGCUUUUUGGGCAGCCGAUCACCUACGCACUGCUGUGGAAGGCGGUGUCCCUGGUGGUGCUCAACCUGAUGAUGACCCUCAUGGUGCCGCUGCUGCUCAGCAACAGGUCGUAGCAGGGACUACAACUUCUCAACAGGCAUACUGAAUGAUCUUCAUUGUUUUUACAUCGCACUUCUGGAAAUCAUAAUCAAUCUAGUAUUUCUAUUUCAUUUUCUAUCUAGAUACUUUUAUCUAUUGUGCAUAGUGACUGAUGGCGUGCACCUUUUAUCUUGCUUUGAGUUUGCACCAACAUCGUGGUCCUCCGUUUUGGUUGAUCAUCGGCAUAGGAAGCAAAUUGCUUUGCGUACGAAAAAAGCUUCCUAGAAGUGAGUAGUUGUCUAUGAUUGAACAAGCGAAAGUGAAAUGCAAGCGUACGGAUUGUGAUUGUCCUCUACCGCUACGUUUUUUUUUCUUAAAAAUAAAAUGCAACUCUGGUGUUACUAGUUUUUCAAGGAUAAUGGUAUUCUCCUAUUCGUACUACCAUUCCAGGUACGAAUGUAGCACGUCGCUCUCCCCGCGUUGAUAUCAGUCUCGAAGCAACUUCUUUUUAGGUCAUGAUUACGACUAGAAAUAAAUAAAAAACCGGUCAUGAUGAAAAUGUCACCAUUUUUGAAGGCGAUGCUAAAAACCAUAUUUCCAAUUUCUCCGGUUGCAAGCUGCGUACCGAGUUUAUUUUUGUCUUACUUAUUGCCUGCAGAAAUAGAAACUUCAUCAUCCGUCAUCAUGAAAUUGGAGCUCCGCCAUAGCAUAGUUUCUUCCCGUGCAUCUUCCGUAAAAUGUCAGUGCAAAGAAGGAGAAAAGAUUAUACGUACUCUCUGUUUUUAUCAUGAUCCGGGCGGAAAGGCAGUUUGCUCCGUUGUGCAGCAGUGAAUUUAAGAAGAUGGAGUCGCCUGAAGCUACAUUUCCAUUUACAUAGUUCAUCUGUAAAUAACACAUAAUACGAUGGGUAUGAUGUGCUACGUAUUUUACUAAAACUAGCAAAGAAACUCUUUCAAAGAGACAGUCAUAUCACAUAUUCGAAAAGGUAAAGCGAGGCAAAUAUCAUACCAAGCAAUUGUUGAACAAACAACUUGUUGAUAAGGCGGUGUGAAUCACCCAUGAUCAUGAAAUAGAAUGAACAUGGCCUGUCGACGUUUCUGGAAUUUCAGUUCACAUCAAUUCUGAAAAAAUGAUGGAUCAGAAUUACUAUCUAUUAUAUUCAUGCGAAAAAAGAGGUCUACAGAGGGU
Messenger RNA from Amoebophrya sp. A120, 5582 nucleotides. The record is from the annotation of a GenBank genome assembly. Lineage: Eukaryota; Dinophyceae; Syndiniales; Amoebophryaceae.